Molecule: messenger RNA, 951 nt
Organism: Melitaea cinxia (Glanville fritillary)
Lineage: Eukaryota; Metazoa; Arthropoda; Insecta; Lepidoptera; Nymphalidae
Product: protein spaetzle-like
Exons: 6
Coding region: 170-826 (218 amino acids)
Biological process (GO): central nervous system formation; regulation of Toll signaling pathway; innate immune response
Cellular component (GO): extracellular region
Molecular function (GO): growth factor activity; Toll binding
Source: RefSeq, a predicted model, not a curated record
UUUGCAACGACAGACAGUUAGUUGUCAUUCAGGCGCUGUCACGAGCGCACGUUGCGUUUAAAAAUAAAAUAAAAUAUUAUUUACAAUGAUGUAAAAAAAGUGACGAGUGAAAAAUGAUUAUAAAAUAUUUAUAAAUAUAUAAAAAUCGUGUAUGUGAAAUUAGAACGUGAUGGCCUGGAUUCUUCUCUGCAUUCUUUUGGUUUCUUCGUUCCAGGCAUCAACAAAUGGCGCUGAGAUAGAAGAAUAUCGUUCGGUGCGAGAGGACGAGAGAUCCACCAACCAAAAACCGAAUGUUGGUAUCAUAUUUGCUGGACUGACGUCACGAUCUGGUAACGGCAACGAUGAUCUCAUAAUUCCCGAAGAAUGCAAGAGAAUUGGUAUUUGUGAAGACAUACCGAAUUAUCCAGAAGAUUUAGUGGCUGAUUUAGUUCAAGAAGUUAAAUACAGGAAUAGUUUGAAGUUCAACAAGGAUGUGCUCGACAUCCCACAGAUAGCUGAACGAAUCGGGCCUGAGGAGGAGACGAUAGAAUUGUGCAAUUCAGUAGAAAGGAUAUAUGCCCCACGAGCCGCUCAAGAUACGAAUAAGGAGUGGCAUGUCAUAGUGAAUGACAAGAAAACGCCGCAACAGACAUUCAGAGUAGAAGUAUGCCAAAACAAAGAUGCAUCGUGCUCUAGCAUAGCGUUUUUCCAAAAUCGCUACGAAGCACGUUGUGUUCAGAAGUUCAUGUUACGAAUGAUGGUGGCUGUAAACAGAGAAAACGAACUAGUUGAAAGACCUUUCCAAGUGCCCAGUUGUUGUUCUUGUGUUGUGAAAGUGGUGUCAUAAAAAUAUGUGGACAAACAAAAGAAUUUCAAAGGACGAAUUCAACAAACGUGAUAUCGUUUCAAAUGUGCUAUUUUUACUAUUUUUUUUUAAUUAUAAGAUAAAUAAAAUGUUAUAAUUUCAAACUA